This is a messenger RNA of Phycomyces blakesleeanus NRRL 1555(-), 702 nucleotides long. RefSeq lists its product as hypothetical. The record is from RefSeq and is a predicted model, not a curated record. NCBI's taxonomy places the organism in Eukaryota, Fungi, Mucoromycota, Mucoromycetes, Mucorales, Phycomycetaceae. Bases 1 to 702 code for a protein of 233 amino acids. The transcript has 5 exons.
AUGUCUAACCAACAGAGUGCGUGUACUCAAAGAGAAUCUUUCGGUCAAAAAAUGGCCAACCUUUACACAUGGAACAAGAUAUGUGUUUUGAGUAUGAAUGCAAUAUACCUUUUGAGUAUCUUCCAAGACUUUUAUGAUGCUGGAAAUCAUAUAAUCGAAGGAAAAUAUUCGACUGAAGGUUAUCGUGCUAUUCCUGCAGGCGCAGUGGUCACUAUCAUAACCAGUUCCAUAAUGAUGUUCUGCCUCUUAUUCGACAUGGUCGUCAUGUCUACCAAUAAACUCUCCCUGGCUUAUCACUACUGGAGACCAGGCCUUUUCUUCUUUGCUGUCAACUGUAGCGGCAAGGGUAUCAAUAUGAUGCGUAUGUUGUUGAACAGCAGCGAAUAUAUCCGUGAUUGCGAGUAUAAAAUCAUCUCUGUCGAGUUAUCUCCUCACUCGCUUGUCUCCACAAUGUGCCACAUUGAUGUCAGGCUAACCAAUUUGACGGCAGCAAUGGCCCUCGUACGCGAUGUAUCGAUAUGCGGACUUUAUGUUGUACUUUCUCACAUGCAUCUUGCCAAGCUUGUUACCCGUCUGAAAAAGCAACAAUCAACCGUAAUGGACAUGCCGUUGACACUCAUUCGAUAUCAGACACCAAGAAUAAACGGCACUUCAAGUCCUACCUUUAGUGAAGCCCCUACACUAAUUGACAAUCGAAGAUAA